AAUACAGACUGCGGAUUUUUCUCGUCAAAAGCAACCGGUUUCUGCUCCUAUCCGAUCCCUGGCCGAUCAGCACUGCGGCUGUGAAGAGAUCACUAUCGGCCCGCGCACACGAGACGUCAUUGCUGUACAUUACAUAGUACAACCGCCCGUGCAACAUGAGGUCCUGUACCACCGGCAGCUACCAUCUCCUGCAACGAUUAGCCGGCGGAAGCAGCAACCAAGCACCAUUCAACGCAGCAGCAGCAGCAUCGUUAUCAGUGAUGCAUGGUUCUCGCAAACGACUGUCCUCGUCGGGGACCUGGGACCUAUAUCGCAAAUAUGCGGAUUCGCCGGAGGACCUCGUUGAGCUAAUGCGGAGGAUCGUGAGCAGAGGAGGGAGGGGCAGGAAGCAGGACAACGUGCCGAAGGAGGUGGUUAAGGUGUUCUGCGGGCGAUACUCGCAGCUGGACCAAGCCGGCAAAGAGGACCUCUUGCUGAGCAUGGCCAGGGACUUCACGCCAAGUCGCGAAAGCGUGGAGGCGGCCGUGGACCGGUACGCUGCUUCGGUUUCGUCACCUGCGGAACCCCCCGCGGAGCCUCCGGCGUUGGCCGCCGGUGCCGGGGCGGCCGACGGAGUAGAUGAAGAGGGCAGUAGCGGGCGGCCACAGCAACCAGGGGUUGGCGGUGACUCGACGGAGUCGUCCGGGCGGCUGGAGCGGGGGCGGCACGUGAGAGCGUACGAGCGGCUGCGAGAGGAGCUGUCUCCGGCGUACGAGGCGUUGCUCAAGAACGUGGUGGCGGAGUCCGACGACGGUGUACGGUUCGUCGUCGACCUGAGACAGGAUCUGCUGGAAGUCAUGCGGAGGGAGCGACGGCGGCCGGGGGCGGGGGAGGGAAAAGCGGCGGGGCCGGACCCCCUACUUUCGGCACUGGACGGGUCCAUCCGAUCCCUGCUGCAGGCGUGGUUCAGCGUCGGGUUCUUGGAGCUACGGAGGAUAACUUUCGAAGACUCUGGCGGGGCCCUCCUGGAGAAGAUUGCCCGCUACGAGGCCGUUCACCCGGUGGGGUCCCUUUCGGAGCUCAAGGCUCGCCUAGGGGAAGGGCGACGCUGCUUCGCGUUCUUCCACCCCUGCCUGCCCGACGAGCCGCUGGUGUUCGUGCACGUGGCCCUGCUUCCCGAGGUGGCCGGGAGCAUGGACGACAUCGUAAACCGCGGUGGCUGCGGCGAGGAAGAGGAGGGGAGCGGGUGCGAGGAGGACGAGGCCCGAAGCGCGGUGUUCUACUCGAUCUCGGCAACGCAGAAGGGCCUUCAGGGAGUGCAGCUGGGGAACUUUCUCAUCAAGAGGGUGGUGGCACAGUUGAGGGCCGAGCUGCCCCAGCUGGAAACCUUCGCGACCCUGAGUCCCAUUCCGUCGUUCCGGAGUUGGCUGGGCAAGAAGGCAAAGCACCGAGUUGCCCUGGGCGUCGACCACAGCGAGCUCUCCGGAGAGAUCCUCCUCACUGCAGAAGAAGCCGUGGCGAUACUGGCCGACGUCACAGCUAACGACAACGACGGCCGCCCCCAAGACGACGUCAGCAACGACAAAGGGGGUGCUGCGGCAGCCCUCACUGCCCUGGAAGCCGACGCGCGGCGAGAGGCCGAAGCCCUGGCGGUGCUCCUUUCGAACGACGGCGUACCCGGGGCGGCGGCCGAAUCGGCGUUGACGAGGCUCGCGGCGAGGUACCUCGUGAGGGAGACCGUCCGCGGGAAGAUCCCCGACCCCGUGGGGAACUUUCACGUUUCCAACGGAGCGCGGGUAGAGCGGCUGAAUUGGAUGGGGGAUCUCUCCUCGCGAGGCGUCAAGAACAGCUUCGGCGUCAUGGUUAACUAUGUGUACGAUCUUUCGGAGAUCGAGUCGAACAACCGGCAGUACCUCUCGAAGGGCGAGGUCCCCGCAUCCAAGGACGCGCACGGGCUCGCCUGGUCUUUGCGCCGAGCGGGACACGGAAAGGGCAAGGCGGGGCAGCAACCGCCAUCGACAACACCUCCUUCCCCAAGGGCAGCUUUGUAG
Ectocarpus siliculosus is the source of this 2030-nucleotide messenger RNA. The record is from the annotation of a GenBank genome assembly. Lineage: Eukaryota; Phaeophyceae; Ectocarpales; Ectocarpaceae.